GGACAGCGCCCUGAGCGCCUUCCUUGCGGAGUUGAGUCGCGCACCGCGUCGAGCGCCCGCGCCACCCCCGGACCCCGGGAGCGCCGCGCGCAACAAGCGCAGCCACCGCGGGGAGCCCUCGCAGCACAUCCGCGCCGAGAGCCACGACAUGCUGAUGAUGAUGACCUACUCCAUGGUGCCGAUCCGAGUGAUGGUGGACCUGUGCAACAGCACCAGGGGUAUCUGCCUGACAGGACCACCUGGCCCACCAGGACCUCCAGGAAUUGGUGGGUUACCAGGAUACAAUGGAUCAGAUGGACUGCCUGGUCCCCAGGGCCCAAAAGGCGAAAAAGGAGCAAAUGGAAAAAGAGGAAAAAUGGGGCCACCUGGAGCCACAGGAACUCCAGGGGAAAAGGGAGACCCUGGUGAGCUGGGCUUGCCUGGAAACGAGGGACCAGCAGGGCAGAAGGGGGACAAAGGGGACAAAGGGGACGUAUCCAACGAUGUGCUCCCCACAGGUGCCAAAGGUGAUCAAGGCCCACCUGGCCCACCAGGCCCACCUGGGCCCCCAGGCCCUCCAGGUCCCCCAGGGCCACCUGGAAGCAGAAGAUCCAAAGGCCCUCGGCAACCAAACAUGUUCAACGGCCAGUGCCCAGGUGAGACGUGUGCGAUACCUAAUGAUGAUACCUUGGCUGGAAAAGCUGAUGAGAAAGUCAGUGAACACCCACAAGCAGAAUCCAUGAUCAAGUCCAUUGGAAAUCCAACACAGGUGUUAAAAGUUAAAGAGACGUUUGGGACUUGGAUCAGAGAGUCUGCUAACAAGAGUGAUGAACGGAUCUGGGUGACUGAACAUUUUUCAGGCAUCAGGGUGAAGGAAUUCGAAGACCAGCCGUCACUGCUGAACGGCAGUUACACACUCAUCCACCUCCCGUAUUAUUUCCACGGCUGCGGGCACACGGUCCACAACAACUCUCUCUACUACCACAAAGGAGGCUCCAACACCAUCGUGAGAUUUGAAUUUGGCAAAGAAACAUCCCAAACUCUGAAGCUUGAAAACGCCUUGUAUUUUGAUCGAAAAUACCUCUUUGCAAAUUCCAAGACAUACUUCAAUUUAGCUGUAGAUGAAAAGGGCCUUUGGAUUAUCUAUGCUUCCAGCGUGGAUGGCUCGAGCAUCCUUGUAGCACAGCUGGACGAGAGGACCUUCUCUGUGGUGCAGCACGUCAACACCACGUACCCCAAAUCCAAGGCCGGCAAUGCCUUCAUUGCCCAAGGGAUCCUUUAUGUCACGGACACCAAAGAUAUGAGGAUAACAUUUGCUUUUGAUUUGUUAGGAGGGAAACAGAUGAAUGCCAAUUUCAAUUUAAGAACUUCCCAGUCUGUUCUUGCCAUGUUAUCAUACAAUAUGAGAGACCAGCAUUUAUACUCGUGGGAAGAUGGCCAUUUAAUGCUUUAUCCCGUACAGUUUUUGUCAGCUACAUUAAACCAGUGAUGGGAUACAUUCUCUUCCCCUCAGUAAAUUUCAGAUGUUCUCUGGCACCAUUUAUACCCCAACAGGAAACUUGCCUUUAAGAAUAGCCAGGUAACUUAUCUGUCAUAAUCUCAUGACAUGGGUGUUUAUGUGAUUAGUGACCACCCCCUCCUUUAAAUUCAGAUUCUGUAGGGGAAAAUAACAGAUUGGAAAUCAAAAUGGCUGAGAUUGGGUGAUUCUUUCCUAAACUAGCUGAGCAAGUUCUCUCUCCCUCUCUGGGUCUUGUUUCCCCCACUGUUAAUAUGAAAUGGCUGGCUAAGAUGAUUGGGUAAGUUCUCCGCUACCUGGAGGGAAUCCUGUGAUUCUUAGCUGUUGCUGCUCUCCCAACUUUUAUCUGUUUGGUUUUUCCUGGCUUUUAGCCCAGGCUGAGUUGAUCAUUCCGAUUGCUUGAGUAAUGAACUCCUUAGUGCUGACUUAACAUUUAGUGCCUUGGAAGCUGCGCUGGCCCUUUAAGGCUACUGAGGUCCCUUAUUAUCCCUAAUUUAUUCUGUUUCUCUGCAUCUGCACCUGCCACCUCAGCGCCAGAAUGGCCAUUAUCCUCAGCUCCUGAUUAUCACUCCUAGAUUAGCAAAAACCGACAACAGCUAGAUGCUCGUGCUUCCCAGCGAAAUAGAACAGGCCCUUCCAGGCUUCUCUCAAUUUCUGAUCAUGCUGAUUGGCAGCUGUGGGUCGUCAAGAGCAACCCCUCAGGUCUCGCGGGCUGCUUCCGCCAUGGCCCGGACCUGCUGUCAAGAGUACCCUGUAGACUGUGCGGGGGCAUUACUCUGGCGAGAACUCUGGGAAGCGCUUUGCCGUUUUCAGAGAGGCACCAUCUGUAUAGAACAGGGAGGAGCAAACUGUGGCCCUCGGGCCAAAGCCAGCCCACUGCCUGUUUUUGUAAAUCAAGUUUUAUUCAACACAGUCACGGGCAUUUGGUUGUGUAUUACAGUCCGGGACUACUUCUGCUCUCCGCUGGCGGGCUUGUCCGCUGGCCGCCCUCACUGAGUACUGUGUGUGCGGGGGAGGCUUCUGAUCCCACUGGGGCCAAGGUGAUUCUCAGUGGCCGUGAGUCCUGGUUUUAUACUUUAUUAACAGAAGCAUUUUGAACUUAAAGAACGUACAGAUUUAAAUAUUUAAAUCUCCCCACCCCCUGAAUAAACCUAGGCAGCUAUUAGGGAAUUUAUUGUUGUGUUCUCAAAAUCAUGAGUAUUUGAAACUUUGCCCCCCAAGUUUUUAAUUAGAUUGGUUAUGUCAUUGUAAUCACAGCUUUCAAAAAAAUAGUCUUUUCAGAUUCAUGUUUUGUAACAAAGUAAAAUAGAAUUUCAUGGUUGAGAUCAAUGUGUCUAAUGAAUGCUAGUUAGUCUUCUUUUAAAAGUAUUUAAAAAUAUGCAUUGCUGUUUCUGGACCCAGGGGACCUGAAUAUGAGUAUAAUUUCAUAGUGAUGGUGGUAACAGGAAUACAUACAACAGUAAUUGUAUAUAUGGUAGCAACCAAAAGAAGUUAGUUAUUGAAUUAGCCCACAUUGCUUUUAGAAAAAAAGCUUUAGAAACCUCAGUUCUUGAUAUUUGAGCUAUCUUGGCUCCUUUAAUUAUUGAUAAGGAACCUUAUACUUACUAUUAGAGAAACUCAUACUGGAAUUUUUCUCUUUGUUUUGCUUUGCUAUGGCAGAGUAAUAUAAGGACAACUGAGUUUGACCAACAAACAAAAAUUAGUAAUUUCCAAAUAUGGUUGAAAAAACUUCUUUACUAAGUGCAAAGAAUUAAGAUUUUACUCAUUCUUUCCUGCAAACAGUGCUUGAUUAAAAAAAAAUAUUUGUGCUCACUGCUAAUUAGAAUAUACCGCCUAAUGGUUUUAAGUCAAGGUAUCAUUUUAGCAGUUUACAUUAUCACUUAUAACCAAAGUUACUUAGAGGCACUUUCCAAAUAUCCGCACUUUUGAUGUUAGAAUCAAAUCAGAUAAUUCUCUAACUCUUCUCUAAAGUAGAUAGCUUCACACCAGAAAGUAAAGAAAACCAUCCCUUCCAGCCUCAAAGGUGAGUGGACCCUAUUUCAAAGCAUUUUCUUUGAAACUGAUAAUGUGUCCUGUUGAAGCCAUGUGGGUGAUUACGGUCUCAGCGUAUCACUAAGCACAGGUGUUAUGACAGAGAAAGAGUCCUGGCGGGGAAGAUUUAAAAUGAGGAGUUCUGAUCUUAGGCACCUCCGCGGUCUUACUACCUUCCAACAUGGCAAGGUGAAAAAUCAAACGAGACACCAAAAUUCUUGAAGAACCAGGGGUCAUUUUUCAACUGCACAGACUACAUUUUGGCUGUGACUGUCUGAUAGCAAAACACCUGAAGAAGGUCAUGAUAGGGCUUUCUAGUUUUCAUCCAGCUGCUGUGAGCUGGCAUAUCACACCAUUAAAAGCCAUGAUUUCCAGUUUGUAACCACAGACUCUGAACUCUUUUUUUUUUUUUUUUUUCGGAGGAGUUUCCAGGGAGUGAACCCAGGACCUCAUGCAUGCUAAGCAUGUCCUCUACCACUGAGCUAUACCCUCCCCUGGUUCUGAACUAUUCUGAACAAAUGAAUCAUGGUGAAUGUCUCUUUUGGGGUUGUAAUUUAAUGUUAAUUAGUCAAUAAAGAUAAUCAUUGCUGAACACAGUCACAUGCUGAAACAAGUAUACUGAUAUUUUUACCUGUUGUUAAUUUAUGCGUAACAUUUAAAAGGAAAAAUAACAACCCAAAACCAAUACUGUGGUAGAAUAUUUGUUGCGCCUCUGUUGAGACUCUCAGUUGGCUAGCUCCUGAUGAAUACUGGAAAAGUCAUUGAUACGGACUAUGUUUUCUCUAUAGGAAAACAUGAAAAAUGUAAAACUAGUAACGAAAACUAGAUACUUACAGACAUAAUGCAAUGAAAAUUUGCUAAUUUAUUGGCACAGGAAUGACAACUGAAAAGGUCAUGACAUUUUGGACUAAAAAUAAUGAACAGAUUUUUAAAAUUGGAUUUGUGUGAAUUUGGGUAAGUUUCAAUCUCUCAGAGCCUCAGGUUCAUCUGUAAAAUGUGAACAGUGGUAUUACUUACCUCCUUUAAUUUUUCUAUGUGAAAAGAGAAAUACUCUAAAAAUUAUAUGAUUCUUGAUAAAUUGUAAUUGCUACUUUUAUAAUUCAUCCCUACAAGGAGCCAGAGUGACCCUGUUAUUCUUACAGCCUUAUUCAAAUGCUGCAAAAAAACCAAACCAAAACAAAACAAAACACCUGCAACAAUGAGUGGGGCACAGCGUCAACAGUUUCUAUGUACUGGUCUGUUGGAGCAGGUAGUUAAGACUUCACAUCACCAAAAAAAAUGGUGCCUUAGUCAUACAACAAAUUUACAAUAAAACUGCCCCUCAAUAUAAUGAAAAAACAGUUCAAGGACCUGCUGCCUUGACCUAUAGAGUCUUUAUAACCAACCCUAGAAGUAUCUCUGUUCCUGGAAGGCUCAGGCAUGCAUUGCUGAUGACUUUUGUCAUUAAAAUAAUAUAAAGCAAAAAAAAAA
Vicugna pacos (alpaca) is the source of this 4996-nucleotide messenger RNA. NCBI's taxonomy places the organism in Eukaryota, Metazoa, Chordata, Mammalia, Artiodactyla, Camelidae. The record is from RefSeq and is a predicted model, not a curated record.